This is a messenger RNA of Branchiostoma floridae (Florida lancelet), 797 nucleotides long. Its product is annotated as NAD(+) hydrolase BtpA-like. Gene Ontology annotation, cellular component: cytoplasm; CD95 death-inducing signaling complex. Gene Ontology annotation, molecular function: death receptor binding; caspase binding. Gene Ontology annotation, biological process: TRAIL-activated apoptotic signaling pathway; positive regulation of extrinsic apoptotic signaling pathway. The record is from RefSeq and is a predicted model, not a curated record. NCBI's taxonomy places the organism in Eukaryota, Metazoa, Chordata, Leptocardii, Amphioxiformes, Branchiostomatidae. The coding region runs from base 27 to 797 and encodes 256 amino acids. The transcript is spliced from 3 exons.
UCUGCUACCGGUGCUAGACGUCAAAGAUGGCUGCCCAAGUUAACAUGGACGACUGUUUCGAAAUUGUCGUCAGUAACGUGAGCUACAGGUGGCAAGACUUGGCCCGCAAACUGGGAUUCAAACGAGGCGAGAUCAAAGCAAUGGCCGACAAUAACGUGCAAUUUCCAGGCCCUAAUGAGAAAUGCUGGGAAAUGCUUGGAAAGUGGAUUAACAAACCGAAUAGGGGAGAGGAUCCUGUACGGGACCUGAAACAGGCACUGAUGAAUAUAGAGGAGCGACUGACCGCAGAGGCUUUGGAAGGUGUGUCUUUUUUUAUUGUCUCCAGCAUAGAGGGAGCGACUGCAACAGAAGCAGGGGCAAAAGUCUUCAUAUCCCACGCCAGCGAAGACAAGGAAGAGUUCGUGACGCCGCUUGUCCAGGAGCUUCUUAAACCCGGCAGGCUGCAGCAGUCCGACGUCUUCUACGACAAGCACAGCCUAAGGACCGGCGACCACCUGUGGAACGAGAUCGACGCAGCUCUGAGGGAUCCGGCGUUGAAGUUAUUUGUCUUUGUGAUCAGUAGGCACGUGCUCAGCAAGAAGCAGUGGCCCCAAUAUGAAUAUCAACUGGCCCAUGGCAAGGGGGUCAGGAUUUUCCCAAUCUGGCUAAAGCGCGAUGGGGAUGGUGAUUUUAGACAGAAGGUAUCUGAGUAUGACACGAUGAGGGAGCCAGACAAGCUUCUCGCUGUGCCCGUACAUGUGAAUGAGGUCGAUGAAAAGCUGUCAGGCAUUGCUGAUAAAAUCAUGGAACAGCUGUAA